AUGGAGUCGGGCCAACGCCGGGCGACAGCGUACGGAGAGAUAUUCGGAAGCCGGAGCGCUCCUCGACCACCCCGAGCGUAUGAACAAAACGGGGGAGAGCAGACGCAAUAUGCUCCAUAUGGCUACUAUAGCCAAUACCAGCCGUACCCACCUGGGACUCAAUAUUACCCACAACCACCGCCGCAACACUCGCCUUCACAUGGACAGGCACAUUACAUGCACCAACAAUAUGCGCCACAGCCACCUCCACCAGCUCCGAUGUAUGGACCACGAGCGGCUCCGGCACCGAGGCCGCGAAGUAUGUUGAGCGGGGGCGGCGGGUAUCCAGUGGGGAUCAUACCUCCACGCCCGCUGCACGAGGAUGUGCCAAAUCCGGAGAUUGAGCGACUCACUCAGCAAGGAUUGACACCGGCCCAGGCAUACCAAGCUCAGUACCAAAGAACACCCCAUAUCUCGCGCCCAUUCGAAUUGCCCAUGGUCGAAGUAACCCCCGACCCUCCAAUGAGCGGUCCAUGGGACAAAUCGGCCGAGUACCGCGACGAUGACGUGCGCAGUGACCAUGGUUCUGUACUCAGCUCUCGCCAUAGUUUCUACCUGCCCAGCCAAUCACCGCCUCACGCCUCACCUUCCCAGACCUCCACUCAGCGACCCCAACUCAUGCACCUAAACACGACCCUUGCUGCACAGGCAAGUCCGGCUGCACAUACAACUGGAGACACACAAUUGUCAUACUAUCCUUCUUCCUCGACAUCCCCUUCCCCUCCCAUUUCUAACGCCCCUGUCAGUCUAAAUCCCUCAGCCUCGCGCCGGUCCAUCGAAAGCGUGCGGACUGUACCGGUUGGGACCAACACGGGCAGCAUCGGCCGGCGUGGUCACACAUACACCGGUUCAAUUGGUAACGCUGGUCCGUCUGAUCGGAUUCGGUCCAUGUCUGCCUCUGCAAGUACCGCACGUCCCCCUGCCUCUACUGCGCGACCUCAACAUCAUGGCUCCCGCAAGCGUCCGCUUGUAUACCCGGCAUUGCUCUCCCGCGUCGCUGAUGCAUUCCGUCAACGUAUCUCCCUGGCUGUCGACCUUAUUGCGCACAUUAUCAAGACCUCGGAUCGAAACCUUGCUUUGUUGCUUGGGCGCGCCUUAGAUGCCCAAAAAUUCUUCCAUGAUGUUACAUACGAUCACCGUUUACGCGACUCGCCCGCCGAGAUAUACCAAUUUUCAGGCCCACGGACGGUUUCCUCGUGGGAAGUCGAAGGGGCAGGAGAGGAUGGUGAUUCUACACCUAUUCGUCCGGGUCUGAUUAGUCCUGCUAUGGGAUCCGGAUCUGGGACCGGCUCAGUCAAUACGGGCGCAAACACAGUCGAGGGGGAAGAUUCAAUCCCGCUCCCUUCAGGCGUGUUUACGCUUCUAACCGAUUGUUAUUCGCCGACUUGCAGCAGGGACAGAGUGUGCUACAGUCUCGGGUGUCCAAGGCGAAUCGAGCAGCUUCAUCGCCAGCCAUCACACCGGCCCCAGGUGGCAAAUGCCGCUGCUAAUCUCAUUACAAACUUGAGCGGAACGACGAUUAAUGCGGGAAGUACAUCUAGCCUCCCCGCCCGGCUAAUCAAGGGAAAUUCGAGCAAAGAGAGUCUGAUUGAUCAUGGGCUGAAGGAACCCGGACAAUUAUGGAUACACUCGGUGCCGCAAGAGGUUGUUGAUAGCGUGAGUGAUCAGGAGAAAAAGCGCCAGGAGGCAAUCAACGAGGUGAUAUACACCGAACGUGACUUUGUGCAAGACCUGGAAUACCUCCGAGACCGUUGGAUGGAGCCUCUGCGAACAGGCGACGUGAUACCUGAAAGCCGACGUCAGGACUUUGUGACGCAGGUCUUUUGGAACGUCGAAGAUAUCUUGGAUGUCAAUCACCGUCUCCGCGAACUGCUGACCAAGCGGCAAAAAGCAUACUCGGUCGUUGAAACGAUUGGGGACAUUUUCUUAGAAAUGGUGUACCAUUUUGAGCCAUUCGUGCAAUACGGCAAGCAUCAGUUGUACGGAAAACACGAGUUCGAGAAGGAAAAGUCGACCAACCCAGCAUUUGCAGCGUUUGUAGAGACGGUCGAACGACUACCGGAGAGUCGAAAGCUGGAGCUAAACGGAUACCUAACCAAGCCAACCACGCGCUUAGCACGUUACCCGCUCUUAUUAGAGGUCGUACUCAAGCACACUCCCGAAGGAAAUGUAGAUCGAGUUGCGAUUCCCAAGGCAGUCGCUAAGGUGCGCGAGUUCCUGGCCAGGGUAAAUGAAGAGAGCGGACGCACGGAGAACAGAUUCAACUUGCUGCAGUUGGACAAGGGACUGAUAUUCAGACCGGGAGAAGAAGCGGAUCUGAAACUUAAGGAUGAGCAACGCCAAUUGGUCUACAAGGGCCCGCUCAAGCGUCGUGGGGGUUCUGCGAGCGAAAACGGCGAUUUACAGGUGUUCUUGUUCGACCAUGCGCUUCUGAUUGUUAAGAGCAAGAUGGUCAACAAGCACGAGCAACUCAAAGUUUAUAAACGACCGAUCCCACUUGAACUACUCGUCGUAACUAUACCAGACGAAAGCACAACCCGUGCUUCUCGACCACGUACGACCCUUAUCCGACCUACCCCAAAUGGUACUUCUGUUAACGGUACUCCACCUCCAGCUCCCUCUACUAGACCAGACUCGCAAAAGAGCGGAUAUCAGCUAACGUUCUCGUACCUCGGUAAAAAGGGUUAUACACUCACACUAUGGGCCCCCACAUUCGUCGCGCGUAAGAAAUGGGUCGAGCAGAUCACCACUCAGCAAGACGCGAUGCGCGGACGUAGUAGGAUAUUCGACACCUAUUCGCUGAGCGAAGGAGUGUUCAAAGACGCUGUCAAAGUCAACUGCGCAGUUCCAUACGACUAUGGCCGACGGAUAGCAUAUGGGACGGACGAUGGCGUGUACUUCCAGUCGCUGCAUGGGGAGGUCGGAAAGCCUGUGAGACACUUAGAAUUGCCGGAUGUGCAACAGAUCGAUAUACUCGAGGACUACCAAUUGCUGAUUGUACUCUCUGAACGAUCAGUGAUUACUUUCCCUCUGGAUGCAUUCGAGCUUGACGAUCCGAUGAAACGGGCGAAACGAAUCGCAUCGCAUACGUCGUUCUUCAAGGCCGGAUACUGCCUCGGUCGAACUUUGGUAUGUGUUGUCAAGGCGAGCUCGUUGAGUAGUACGAUCAAGACGCUCGAGCCGAUUGAUCAUGCGAUACGUGGGAAAAACAAGCCGACGUUCAAGAAGUUACUACAGGGAGGAAAUGAUACAUUAAAGGUGUUCAAGGAGUUUUACAUUCCGACUGAAUCCCAUUCCAUCCAUUUCCUCAAAACCAAGCUGUGCGUUGCGUGUCCCAAGGGCUUCGAAAUUGUCGACCUUGAAACGCUGGAUACCCAGGUCCUGCUGGACCCUGUGGACGUAUCUCUCGAUUUUGUACAGCGUCGCGAGGAUGUACGCCCACUGAGUAUAUAUCGGAUAGAUGGGGAGUUUUUGCUGUGCUAUACUGGUAAAUAUGAACGUUUUUGGGUAGAGCGUACAUGGUCAGCUGACGACCGAACAGAGUUUGCGUUUUAUGUGAACAAGAGUGGGUGGAGGUCGAAGAAGGAAAUGGUAAUUUAUUGGGAAGGAAGCCCUACUGGGUUUGCACUUCACUAUCCGUACGUGAUGGCGUUUGAUCCAACGUUCAUUGAGAUCCGGCAUGUGGAGGACGGUGCACUUGUCCAGGUCAUUCGUGGGAACAACCUUCGUCUGCUAUUCGCAGAUACUCAGCCAUCAGUCACGAACUCGAACAUGAGCUCCGCAUCGUCGACACGGAGCAGCACGUCCGGCAUUCCUCAGUCUCAGUACCAAGCACAGUUUGGAUAUCCUCACCCUCAUAGUGGCCAGAUUCCGUAUGGCCAAUACGGCCAACCACCUGGGUACGGUCAACCGCCUGGGUACGGUCAACCACCUGGAUACGGGCCUCCGCACCACAUGAAUAUGUACGCGCAGCAAGCCGCGAAGAAGCGGACACAAGAGAGAGACGAGAUCAUACUUGCAUCGGACGAUAAGGUCAUGGCGGUUCGGCUGGCCCCUCCGCCACCGCUCGCGUCGGAGGUCACCGUAGCUACCGAGGCAUGA
Molecule: messenger RNA, 4140 nt
Organism: Rhizoctonia solani
Lineage: Eukaryota; Fungi; Basidiomycota; Agaricomycetes; Cantharellales; Ceratobasidiaceae
Product: Rho guanine nucleotide exchange factor
Exons: 11
Coding region: 1-4140 (1379 amino acids)
Biological process (GO): intracellular signal transduction
Molecular function (GO): guanyl-nucleotide exchange factor activity
Source: RefSeq, a predicted model, not a curated record